This is a messenger RNA of Physcomitrium patens, 2226 nucleotides long. RefSeq names its product trihelix transcription factor GT-3b. NCBI's taxonomy places the organism in Eukaryota, Viridiplantae, Streptophyta, Bryopsida, Funariales, Funariaceae. The record is from RefSeq and is a predicted model, not a curated record.
GGUGGUUUCUCUCGGCGUGGUCUUCCGCCGUUUGUCCCAAAUGCCACCAAAAUUGUCGCUUUUUCGGUGCUCGUAGGAUGUUGCAGCAUUGUAUCUCCGUUUUCGUUUCGAAACGUUUCGAUAGGUGUAUUGCCUCGGAAAAGGGGGGUCAACGUUGGUACGCCGGUUUGGUUUCAAGGGUGGGCAGAGUGAGCUGAGCACGAGGUUCGGUAGUGACUUAGUAUCUGGGAAAUAAUCUGGUUUCUGGGCAGGCGAGGGACAUUUGUUGGAACAGGCGGUUUCUGUGUGGUGUAUUUUUGUAGCGGAAGUGAAAGGAAUGCUGGUUCCGGAGUUUGUAGCGUGGAAUUGGUUUUUCCUGUGAUUCCAAAGGUGCGUGUUGUAGGGGUUGGAGGUAUCCAGAUGUGGUUACAAGCAAAUAAUGUAUUAAAAAGAGGGUUGAGAUAAUUUAGGGUUUUCGAUCGUCUAUAGAGAGACGGAAGUGGCUUUGGUGGAUAAUUUCUCUGCGAGAGGAGGGGGUCUGGAGGUUGAAUACAGUGGAUGGUUGAAAAAGUAGGUUUCCAAAGUGGCGAGGGUUAGAGAAAGAGGAGAAGAAGCAGAAGAAUCCGGCAGCGCUGUGAAGGAAGUAGUUACUGUUGUAACUGAGGGUGUGAGAAAAUUUGGUCAAGCUGGCGUACCAGGCUCGGCCGACGGUUUUGAUGGGGGAGAGUUUAGGCGCGCUGCCGAUGUCCAUGUCGCUCCAGGUGACGCAUGACAUGAACCACCCUGAUAUGGGGUCCCUCACCCCGGUCCGCGGCCGAAAUCUGAAGAAGGAGGAUCGUAUUCCUCAGUGGGGAUAUCACGAAACCAAGGAGUUCAUCGCUAUUCGGGCAGAGUUGGAAAAGGACUUCACGCAAACCAAGCGGAACAAGGCCCUGUGGGAGCUGAUUGAGAGGAAAAUGAAGGAGAAAGGGUUCCGGAGGAGUGCGGAUCAAUGCAAAUGCAAGUGGAAAAACUUGGUCAACCGUUACAAGGGGAAGGAGACGUCUGAGCCUGAUUAUGAGUUCACGCAGGGGAAGGACCCUGCUGAUCCCGAGAAUGGCAGGCAGUGCCCUUUCUUUGAUGAACUCGAUGCCAUCUUCAAAGAGCGUGCCAAGAACUCAGACAGACUUCUUCUGGAGUACGAGUCAGGACCUCGAGCCAAGAAGAAAGGCAAGAGGAGCAAAGCUAAAAGUGAUGACGACGAUGACAGUGAGGAUGAUGAUGAUGAGGAGGAAAGUGAAGAGGACCGCGUCGUACAGAGGAAGAAAAGGAAGGGCGAGAAGGACAACAAUCGGCCUAGGGUAACAGCGGAGAAGUAUCGUGCCAACAGCAUGCAGGAAGUGCUGGAGGAUUUUUUUCAUCAGCAGCAGAAAGUGGAGGAACAAUGGAGAGAAUCGGUGGAGAGGAGAGAGCAGGAGCGACGGUUGCGGGAGCAGGAGUGGAGAGACGCUAUGGAGAAGCUGGAACAGGAGCGGAUAGCGAGAGAGCAAAUGUGGCGAGAGCGUGAGGAACAAAGGAGGAUUCGUGACGAGGCCCGUGCACAGAAGAGAGACGAACUCUUUACGGUCUUAUUGACCAAAUUGGUUCAGGACGAGGGCUAUUGAUGUGAUGAGUGCUUUCGUUACAACAUGUCGAUGAUGUGAGGUGCAGAUUUUACAAUCUAGCACGGAGAGCUGGAUAUCUGUUGUAUACAUUCCCUUGUGGUGGGUUUCAGAGUACCUCAUGGCCACCAAUUGUGAAAGAAUGCCAUGAACAGUUUUACCAGCAUAGGGUUCUGAGCUCAGAAUAGUUAGAGUCUUGGUCAUUUUUGCGGAUUAUGUUCAAUGUGGGUUGUAGAGAAGUUCCACGUUAGAGGCUGCGGUCAUCUGCUCGGAGCACCUGUAGGUUCCCCACUUGUAGAGGUGUAAAUCCCCUUAUUGAUAGGUUUGAAGUGUUUGUAUCUGGAGUUCUAAGAAAUGGCCCAGACUGACUGUAAGAUUUGUCAAGUAUCACUAUUUUUGUGCUUUCCUUUUAGUAUGUUUUCCUUAUGUAUCUGUAUUCCAUGAGUUCUUUGUAGGUUUCACAUUAUGUUAACGGUUGUACUGGCGGCACAUGCCUUAGUAUUAAUGAGAAAACUGAGUGGUGUUGGCAUCUGGAGCAUUUGACAAAGCAUAGGUAUUGUAACUGAAGGUUUUUGAAGGAAUAAAGUUGUUAUCUUAGCCUUGGUCA